AUAACUUAUUUUAUAAUUUUACUUAAAAAGAAAUGGAAUUCAGUUUUAUUAUUGAUGGAGAGGAGGAGCCGGAUAUCAGUCAGGCAAAUGCUGGAGUAUCUCGCCGUUUCGACGUGUCCCAGCCUUUCCUCGACCGUACGGCCACCCAACCUGCCGUGGAUAAUGACUCAGCGCUACAACAAAUAUUUUCUGCCCUUGGAAGAAUGGAGACUCGACAAGAGAAAAUAUUGAAAAGGCUUUCCGCCGUAGAAAGCGCCCUUGCCGAGAAGAUGCCCGAGCGUUGUGAGGUUCAAGCGCAGGGUCAACUGCUGCGUGAAUGUAAGGUGCUCUCUGUGAAAACCCACCGCAGUGUAAGCCGAAUCACCACCGGUGACUUGGUAAGCGAAGAGCAAACUUUACUGCAAAGUUUGCUGCCAAUGUCAUCGGAGGAAACACUGCAUAAGGUGGAGGAGCACCUUCAAAACAAGGCAUACGCUGACGCUAUGGUAAGUUACAGUUCUGCUCAAGAACGAGUAUAGUUUUCUUCAACCGAA
Messenger RNA from Rhagoletis pomonella (apple maggot), 533 nucleotides. RefSeq lists its product as uncharacterized. Bases 33 to 518 code for a protein of 161 amino acids. Lineage: Eukaryota; Metazoa; Arthropoda; Insecta; Diptera; Tephritidae. The transcript has 4 exons. The record is from RefSeq and is a predicted model, not a curated record.